Molecule: messenger RNA, 1112 nt
Organism: Labrus mixtus (cuckoo wrasse)
Lineage: Eukaryota; Metazoa; Chordata; Actinopteri; Labriformes; Labridae
Product: zona pellucida sperm-binding protein 4
Exons: 8
Coding region: 24-1037 (337 amino acids)
Biological process (GO): binding of sperm to zona pellucida; prevention of polyspermy
Cellular component (GO): egg coat
Molecular function (GO): acrosin binding; structural constituent of egg coat
Source: RefSeq, a predicted model, not a curated record
ACAUGUUUCUCUAAAAGGGUAAUAUGUACGUCAUCACCAUCGACUACAUGAUAGUAAAUGAGAGACGAGAGGCUCAGUUUUCCUGUCCAGUCAGCAUCAAAAUCCCAGGACAAGAGUGCAACCUUCCCAUGGAACAGCGUCUCCUCUGCGGACACCGCUCUGUAUCCAAGCCACACUGCCUCUCCAAGGGCUGCUGCUUCAGCAAGAAACCCCGUGCCUGCUACUACCCCAUGGAUGAGUGCACUGUCGACCGUCACUUUGUCUUCUCGGUGCCUGCCUCCCUCACUGAGCCCCCUCUCUCCCCUGCCCUGCUUGCUACUGCUGGUAACUCGCCCUGCAAACCUCAGAAAGUGACGUCUAGCUACGCCUUGUUCAAGAUCCCAAUGGACAGCUGUGGGACGCACAGAGUGAUGGUGGGAAAAACCAUGGUCUACAUAGUGGAGGUCAUCAACACGGUUCAGACGCUCUCCCUCAACUACGGCACCAUUACAAGAGAUUCUCCUGUCAGGUUGUUGGUGGAGUGCCGGUAUGUGCCAAAUACUGUUCUGAGUGUGAGCUACAUGGUCAAAACUCCCACACUGGGACCUAAUGUCCAGUCUCAGGCGGUGUUUGGAGUCCAGCUCAGGAUUGCCGAAAAUGACUUGUACACCAGCUACUACCCUCAGUAUCACCAGCCCCUGCAGAUGUUGCUGGGGAGACCCCUUUACUUGGAAGUGCGGCUGCUCAACUCCCCGGAUCCAGAUUUGGUGCUGCUGGUUCACUUCUGUGUGGCAUACCCCCGCUCUGGCAAAGCUGUGUGGCUGCUGCUUUACAACGGAUGUCCAAACCCCUUGGACCCGGCUUUGCAGCAGGCUGUUCUGUUACAUCCUCCACCGCCCCCUCCUCAGGCUCAGACCCGCCGCUUCACAAUCACCACCUUCCAGUUCCUUCCGGAUGGUGAGUUCAAGGACCCCGACGAAGAGAUCUACUUCAUGUGCUCAACGGAAAUCUGCUCACCAGAGGAUGGGCCCUGUGUCGAGGGAUGCUUUGGCCAGUGACCGGUAAGAAAAACGAGCACUCUGUUCUCCUAUUACCCUCCACGCCCUUUUUUAUUAUUUUUUUUUAAUUCUGGA